AACCUCUCGGCCUCUCCCUCCCAUCUCUCUCUGAGGCUGUCACUCUCCCUCUCUCUCGCCGAGAAUCGCCGCUUCAAGGAAGUUCCUCUCUCGGUCUCUCCCUCAAGUAGCUCAGAAUUCGAUAGAGAUUUUGGGCUCCCUCUCAUUCUGAGAUCAACAGGAUGAAUUUUGCAGCAUCUUUAUGCAGAAGAGUGAACAUCAGGGAGCUGGUUACAAACGUUCCUGUUUACAGCAGUGCUAGUGAGGUUUCUGGAGAUGGAUUGAGUAUGAUGUUUAGGCGCUGGGCCACCAAAAAGACUGCUGGAUCUACAAAGAAUGGACGGGACUCAAAACCAAAGAAUCUUGGGGUGAAGAAAUUUGGUGGAGAGAGAGUAAUACCAGGAAAUAUCAUUGUACGCCAGCGUGGCACCCGUUUCCAUCCGGGAAACUAUGUUGGAAUUGGAAGGGAUCACACCCUUUAUGCGUUGAAAGAAGGCUGUGUCAAGUUUGAACGAAACAAGCUGACAGGACGAAAAUGGGUACACAUUGAGCCCAAGGAUGGCCAUGUGCUUCAUCCUGUGUACGCAGAAGCCGGGGCUCUGGAGCUGCAGGCAACUGCUUAAGUCUCAUUGCCCAUGCUAUGUGUUGGAAUUAACAACUCUUAUGCUCUGAGUUUAUAAAUUUUAAGUUUCAUUUGAAAUCUUGUAGUUGUAGGCAAUGGCGGUACACAUGAUGUUCUGUGCUUGCUUUGAUUUCUUUCUUUUGAUGCAAUUCGAUGCAACAUAUGUACUUGAUUCAUAAAUUCAAAUGAAACUUUAGAAUGUACGCUUAGUAAAUUA
Corylus avellana is the source of this 818-nucleotide messenger RNA. RefSeq lists its product as uncharacterized. NCBI's taxonomy places the organism in Eukaryota, Viridiplantae, Streptophyta, Magnoliopsida, Fagales, Betulaceae. Gene Ontology annotation, cellular component: ribosome. Gene Ontology annotation, molecular function: structural constituent of ribosome. Gene Ontology annotation, biological process: translation. The record is from RefSeq and is a predicted model, not a curated record.